Messenger RNA from Leptosia nina, 222 nucleotides. NCBI's taxonomy places the organism in Eukaryota, Metazoa, Arthropoda, Insecta, Lepidoptera, Pieridae. The record is from the annotation of a GenBank genome assembly.
AUGAUGUCAGACAUGUACAACCGCCUUGUUGGAGCAUGUCACAGGAAGUGUAUACCUAUUAAAUACUAUGAACCAGAACUUGGUAAAGGUGAAUCUGUGUGUCUUGACCGCUGUGUAGCCAAAUACCUCGAUGUUCAUGAACGCAUUGGCAAGAAGUUGUCCAACAUGUCACAAGGAGAAACUGAAGAUUUAACAAAAAUUAAUCUUCAGGAUAAAAAAUAA